AUGUUCAGUUAUAAUGCUGAAUCAAAUGGAUAUGCUGUAUGGCAUGCAGUGUAUAAGGAGACAUUACCAGCCAUUGACGAGUUUUCUUUGGGUAAACUGACAAAACAUAAAAACAGGAAAAAGAAAUUGGGGUCUCAUCCAAAUAUAGUUGAAAUGUGUUUUGCUUUUGCUGAUCAAACACCUCUGCUUCCUGGUGCCUUCACUAACUAUCCACAAGCCCUUCCACUCCGUCUUUUGAGUGAUGGAUGUGGUAAAAAUAUGACUCUAUUUCUUGUUAUGAAGAGAUACAAUUGCAGUUUAAAAGAAUAUCUGAAAAGAAUAGAUGUUUCUGGUCACAGAGCAUGGCUACUGUUUACUCAGCUUUUGGAAGCUCUAGUACACUUGCUUCAAAAUUAUAUUACCCAUCGGGAUUUACAGACUGACAAUAUUUUAUUAGAUUUCCAGUAUGUACCCUCCUCUUCUAGACUUGCAAUAACUGACUUUGGGUGCUGUCAUGAAGGCUUGGUUUACAAUUCAUAUGAUUCUGUUGAAAGGUUGCAUUCCACUUUGAAAACAGUAUCGAAAGCUUUGUGCUUAGAAAACAGAAAAGAUUGGAAAGUAAUUAGUGUGAAUUCUGAAACCAACCAUACCGUAGAGAUUCCGGGUAAGCAUAACAGUGAUACCAUUUGUCAGGGGAAUUUGAUUCAACCUUAUUAG
Stegodyphus dumicola is the source of this 696-nucleotide messenger RNA. Its product is annotated as serine/threonine-protein kinase PINK1, mitochondrial-like. The record is from RefSeq and is a predicted model, not a curated record. NCBI's taxonomy places the organism in Eukaryota, Metazoa, Arthropoda, Arachnida, Araneae, Eresidae.